AUGCCCUGUAGCUCUGUAGCUCUGCAGCUCUGCCUACUCGCCCGGAACAGUAGCGCAACCCAGAUAGCUGGAUCGCAGGACCCAGACAACUGGUGGCACGUUGUGCCACGCAACGCCCGAAGUGCUGCUGUACCACUCUCGACCGCAGCUCUCGAAUCACACCCGUGGGAUGCGUCUGGAAUGCGUGCCUCGACCCAGGCCUCCUUGGACCCAACCAGAGGAGAGUCGAUCCGUUCUGAGCCAGUUGCAGCAGAGGCUUGGUCUAGCGCUAUCAACAAACAACUUGACAUCCGGCAACAUACCCAAAGAAGCUAA
This is a messenger RNA of Trichoderma citrinoviride, 315 nucleotides long. RefSeq lists its product as hypothetical. The transcript is spliced from 2 exons. Bases 1 to 315 code for a protein of 104 amino acids. The record is from RefSeq and is a predicted model, not a curated record. NCBI's taxonomy places the organism in Eukaryota, Fungi, Ascomycota, Sordariomycetes, Hypocreales, Hypocreaceae.